CUCUCUCUUUUUUAAGGGGAUCUGCCAUUGCAAAAAUCUUAGGCCAAAAUACCAAAAGCUCCAACCGGUUUGACCCAGUUGUCAAGAUGUGGGUAUUUGAAGAACUAAUCAAUGGUCGAAAACUCACCGAGAUCAUUAACCAAGAACAUGAAAAUGUGAAAUAUCUCCCAGGGCAUAAAAUACCUCCAAACGUGGUUGCUGUACCAGAAGUGGUAGAAGCAGCAGAGGAAGCUGAUAUUUUAAUAUUUGUCGUACCUCAUCAGUUUAUUCCCAAAAUUUGCGAGCAACUUACUGGUCACAUAAAAGCAGGAGCAAUUGGGAUUUCACUGAUCAAGGGUAUAGACGAAGGCCCUGAAGGACUGAAACUCAUCACCGACAUCAUCCGAGAGAAACUGAAGAUAGAUAUGAGCGUGCUCAUGGGUGCCAACAUUGCCAAUGAAGUGGCAAAUGAAAUGUUCUGUGAAACUACCAUCGGUUCUAAAAAUGCUAAAAAUGGGAAGAUCUUCAAAGAAUUAAUGCAAACCUCAAAUUUCAGAAUUACUGUGGUGGAUGACUGUGACACCGUGGAACUCUGUGGUGCCUUAAAGAACAUUGUGGCUGUUGGAGCUGGCUUCUGUGAUGGGCUGGGCUUUGGGGACAAUACCAAGGCAGCUGUGAUUCGCCUGGGCCUGAUGGAAAUGAUUGCCUUUGCUAAAAUCUUCUGCAAGGGCACAGUCUCCAUAAAUACAUUUCUGGAAAGCUGUGGGGUUGCAGAUCUGAUUACCACAUGCUAUGGGGGACGUAACAGGAAGGUGGCUGAAGCAUUUGCACGUGGAGGAAAAACAAUUGAACAGUUGGAAAAAGAAAUGUUGAAUGGACAGAAGCUACAAGGACCUCAAACAUCAGCUGAAGUCUAUAAGAUCCUGAAGCAGAAGAAUUUGGUUGACAAGUUUCCACUAUUCGUAAAUAUCUACCUAAUCUGCUACCAAGGAAAGUCAGUCAAAGAGUUCAUCACUUGCCUGCAAAAGCAUCCGGAACAUAUGUAAGAUCCAAUGCUGCAACUAACCAGUAUAGUCUGUCUCGACUCAAGAUUUGUCAGCCUGACAUGGAGAACAAAGCCAGCAAGCAAGGUGUCUGUCAACUUGACAAUGGAGAAUUAAAGCAAGCGUGCAACAUGCAAACAAAAAAAAAAAAACAAAAGCCCCUGGUAUUAACUUAAUUGUGGUCUUAAGGGAAAUUACUCUGUAUUCCUUUUGUGUAACCAUCUGCACCGAGUGUGAAGACAAAAUAUUAUUAUGCAUUUCUGUAUUGACUUCAGGACCCAAGUAUAGAAGACUCUGAAGUGGGAAUGUCAUUUUCAUCACUCAAGUUCCAUCCGUAUAAAGCUGAACUUGCAGAGAGUCAAUCAUAUACGUUUAGCUGUUGUGAGAAUUGUUCAGACUUUUGUGCUGAACACCUGGUAAUUGCAUAACUUUUAUCAAGAGCCACAUUUCUUAAUUCAGCUUGAGUGAAGUAGAAUUUAAAACUAGAUAUUUGUGGUAGAAGAAAUGAUUACAGGUAGCCCUUCGUUACAACCACUUAUUCAACAACCAUUCAAAAUUGUGUCGGUGGUACUUAUAUAACCAGACCUUGAAGUUCUGGCCAUCCCAGCACCCCAACGAUCACAAGAAUGUCAUUUGGGUGCUUGGCAACCAGUUCGCAUUUAACAAUGGUUGCAGCAUCCCACUGUCAUGUAUUCACAAUCUGUGUCCUUUUCCCUGCUGGCUUCCUAUAA
This is a messenger RNA of Notechis scutatus (mainland tiger snake), 1753 nucleotides long. Lineage: Eukaryota; Metazoa; Chordata; Lepidosauria; Squamata; Elapidae. The record is from RefSeq and is a predicted model, not a curated record.